This is a messenger RNA of Stylophora pistillata, 2707 nucleotides long. Its product is annotated as parafibromin. The record is from RefSeq and is a predicted model, not a curated record. Gene Ontology annotation, molecular function: RNA polymerase II complex binding. Gene Ontology annotation, biological process: transcription elongation by RNA polymerase II; positive regulation of transcription elongation by RNA polymerase II. Gene Ontology annotation, cellular component: Cdc73/Paf1 complex. NCBI's taxonomy places the organism in Eukaryota, Metazoa, Cnidaria, Anthozoa, Scleractinia, Pocilloporidae.
AUCGCGCGCGUUUCUCUCCAAAGACGACUUUGUAACCGCUACCCAUUGCUUAGCAUCCUCCCGAUCCUUCCCAGUCUGUUCGAACGUGACGACCAUGGCGGACCCUUUGUCGCUUCUUCGACAGUACAACAUAAACAAGAAAGAGAUCAUAGAAAGGUCGGGUGAAAUCAUAUUUGACGAAUUCUCAUUUCCAAGAACAGCAAAGACGAACUAUGUUAUUUUCAAAUCCCAGCCUAAGGAAUACUACACUUUGGAGUCGCUGUUGUUUCUGCUGAAAAAUGUGCAUUUAUCUCAUCCAAUUUACGUCCAGCGGGCAGCGGGUACAAAGAUACCAGUGGUGAGAUUGCCUGACAGAAAGGGAUUACUCUGCUAUCUCAAUGGAGAGACAGAUAGUGCAAGUAGCAUUGACAAGAGUGUUCCAUUGGAAAUGCCUAACCAGCGCUCUGCUAUUGCUCAGGCACAAGCAAAAAGGCCAGGAGAUGACUCUGUGGGAGGAGAGAUCAAGAAACCACGAGUUGAGACGGAGCAGUUACGUCUGGACAAGAAAAGGUUGGAAGCUCGACUUGAAGGACACAAGGAGGGAACUGUCACCACAGAACAAAUCAGAUCUUUGAGUGAUGCUAUGUCUGUUGAGAAGAUUGCAGCCAUCAAGGCUAAGCGUUUGGCCAAGAAAAGGACCACCAUCAAAGUGGAUGAUGACUUGGAAUCUGGUGUUUUGGAACACAGAGUUUUUGUUGAUGCUGAAGUUGAUGUUACAAAAGAUAUUGUAAGUCGUGAACGACCUCUUCGCACACGCACAUCUGUUCUGCAGAGUUCCGGCAAGCAAUUUCUGAAGAAUGUGCUCGCCAUACUUCAAUCUGUAAAAGCACAAGAGGAAGGAAAAGUAAAACAGCUUCAAAAUCAAGAUCCCUUUACAAAUUCAGAAGCAAGAAAGAAGCCUGCAACUCCAGUGCCAUACAACAGAUAUGAUCAAGAACGAUUUAGGGGAAAAGAAGAAACUGAGGGCUUCAAAAUUGAUACAAUGGGAACAUACCAUGGCCUUAGUUUGGAAUCUGUGAAGGAAGGAGUUCAGAAACCCAAGAAAGUCUUUCCCAGUCCUUCUCCUCAUACACAGCCGAGCAAAGCCCCCAGGCCCAUUCCUCAAAAGCCAAAUCAUCCUCCAAAACGAGAAUCACGCACACCAAUCAUACUCAUUCCUGCUGGUACUACCUCACUCAUUACACUUUACAAUGCUCAGGAUUUGCUGCAGGACUACAAGUUCAUCAGUUCUGAUGAGAAAAAAGCUCAGGGUGGAAGGCGCGAAAACGAAGUACUCAUUCAGCGAAGGAAGGACAUUCAGCCGGCCCAGGCCGGUACAGGAGGAGCAUCGACCACAGUGACUGUACCUUACAGGGUGAUAGACAACCCAGCCCGUCUCCAACCCAACGACUGGAAUCGUGUUGUAGCAGUGUUUGUCCAGGGUCCAGCCUGGCAGUUCAAAGGUUGGCCUUACAGCUCCCCUGUCGACAUCUUCAUCAAAACUAAAGGUUUCUAUCUCAAGUACGACGAGAUGAAAACAGAUCCCAAUGUGCAGAAAUGGGACGUACAUAUCCUCACAAUCAGCCGAAAUAAACGACAUCUAGACAAAGCUUCCAUCAUCAGAUUCUGGGAAAUUCUUGAUAAGUUUAUGACCAAGAACAAACCACAUUUACGCUUCUAAACAUUGUAAACAAAUUCAUUGUAACUGGAAUUUCCAUGGCAGUGAGAAGCUAAUGAUAUCCUGUGUAUGGCAGACGGCUUUAUCGAUCAUGCAGCAAAGCUGUAAAGUUUUGUAAAGAAGCAGUAAUUCUGUGAAUUGAACAGUCAUUGGAACACUUUACCGCAGUUUUGUCCAGAUUUCCAUUACUUAGUAGAGUCGGUUUUUGAAAUCUUAUGAUCAUGCGGUUGUAUUUCAUAUAUCACUAUUACAGUGCCGUAUCCAGACCAUGAUAUUGGGAGGGGGGAGGGGAGGAGAGCGGUCAUCCAGACCAUUAGAAAAAGGGGGGUCUCCAAAAGUUUUCUUGGCUCUUUGAGCCUCAGUUUGGUCCAAAAAUAAGGGGGACUCAGGCCCCUCCCCUGGAUCCGUCACUGAUUAACUCCCAGCUUAGUGUAACUGUUGAGGAACUCGAAUAAUUCCGGCUUAAAUUUCUCUUCGAAGCAAUUUAUCAUACGAUAGUUAACAGUAUGGUAACUGGGAUUUAAAUAAGUUCAAAAGCGCUAGCAGCCAUCCCAGUGUAUUUUGGCUCAGUAAAAGUUCAACGUUCAUAACUUUAGGAGCUCUUUUGGGGAGAAUUUGAUUAUAAGAGAAGAAUUUGAUCCUGUAACUUUCAGUAAACUGGCAUGCUUAAUUGACUCGUGUUCUCUGAAGAUGAUUCGUGGUUUGCAAGGUGUUUGCAAUUUCACGACGUGGUAAAUAAGUCGCCCGGAAAUGGUCAGUUAAUUUAUUUAGUGUUGCGGCGGGUGUACAAGCGAAUAUUAAGAGCGUAUUACAGUCAUUGGCGAGAAUUUUCUUUUGUAAUUUCACUGGGUAUAUGCUGAGCGAACCUUCAUCGUUCCUAUGAAGAACAGAGACGAGGUUACGAUGAAAAGUAUUUUCGGUACGUUGUAAGUACUCUUAGAUAGUAAUAUGUUUACUCUAAAAUCAGGUAAAUAAACACCUCUUUCACCAUUCAACUGAGAGACCACUCCA